Tilletiaria anomala UBC 951 is the source of this 4568-nucleotide messenger RNA. RefSeq names its product cysteine proteinase. Bases 197 to 4489 code for a protein of 1430 amino acids. Gene Ontology annotation, biological process: protein deubiquitination. NCBI's taxonomy places the organism in Eukaryota, Fungi, Basidiomycota, Exobasidiomycetes, Georgefischeriales, Tilletiariaceae. The record is from RefSeq and is a predicted model, not a curated record. The transcript has 6 exons. Gene Ontology annotation, molecular function: cysteine-type deubiquitinase activity.
GUGUCGUCGCCCUCCAUUGGGUCAUUGAUUGUCGUCGUUUCAUAUGGGAGAGGUCGUGUGUGGAAGCAUGCCGCAAGAGCUUUGAGCAACAUAUCCAUAGAACACCGCUUCACAAGGUCAUACGCAGGCAGAAUCUCUCAAUCGACCAGCCGUGCUGCUCGCGGAGGCUACCGGUCGCCCAGAGAGCCUAACCUUGAUGGGUCAGCCUUUUACCAGUCCCCCUCGCGACCUGCGAUCAUCCUCGCCGUCUCACCGUCGCGGUUCGGACGAGCAGCUCCCUGCAACGACAGCGUUGCCGUCCCAAAGCACACGGCUGUUGCUACAUUCGACGUCCCCGCUCGAACGCUCUUCGGAUACCCUCAAACGCCUGCGUAGGGAAGCCCUCUCUUCUAUUUCCAGCGAAGCCGACGCCGACGCGGACACCGACGCGGAUCCUGGCAACUCUUCCGAGACAGAAGUGUCGAUUGGCAUACUGGGAAGCUCGCCAUCACGCAAGGGGAAAACAAACCAAGCCUUCAGCCAGUCCGCUUCUGGCUCCGGCUUGGCAGCAGGCACCGACACUGCCGUCUUUGGUCGAUUGCAGCUUGCAGACAAGAUGGAUAGGACUAGUUCACCUAUCGCUGACAAUCGCCUAACUGCCAUCGGCAGCAGCAGUAAAACCAGGGAUGUCAACAUGAACGAUGGAGGGGUGGAAUUGGUACAGUCGGUCACGGCCGUGCCUCCGUCACUGCAAAAGCAAAUCGACGUGGUAGACCAAGCGAACGCCAAACCGCUCGCUGUUGGUGACAGAUGGCACAUCGUCAGUGCCAACUGGUACCGCAAAUGGCGGCGCGAAGGAAAAGGAAAGGGAAAGAUUGAGGAGGUAGAAAGCACCGAUGGAGGAUGCGACGGGCCGGGGCCUAUCGACAGCUCCGAUAUUGCAGACGGAGCAGACUCAUUACGUAUGCACAUCACUGAACAUGCUGAUUAUGAGCUCUUGACCAACACUGCCUGGGAAGCUCUUGCGAGCUGGUACGGCUUCGUUGGGCCCACCUUCGCACGCCCAGUCAUCGCGGGUAUGCAAGCCAGUGCAGAGCGCAUAGAGCUCCGGCCUCCGAGGUUCACUCUCGUUCCAGUUGCCGAUCGCGCCACUGUUGUUAGCGAGCAACUGAACCCAACAAGCAUCGUUAUCUCAGUCUCUACGACCAUAUCUGCCUUCAAGGAGAGCGUGUGCCAGGCUCUGAACAUCAACGGAAGUCCUAGCACAAAUCUGCGCCUGUGGAGAUUACCGGAGAACAGCGAGAUUGCGGCGACUCCGUUGGUUGCGCUACCGCCAGCAAAACUCAAAGAAGCUGGCGUGGAGCUGGUUAAUGAGAUGCUUGGCGCGACAGCAGGUGUGCUGGAGGACCCGACGCUGGAAGCGCUACAGCUCGACGCGCCCGCGAUCAGCCUAGCCGUCGAAGUGCGCAAUGUCGCAGGCGAAUGGCCAAGCGAUGCGCAGUCAGCAGUCGCGACGACAAAUGGCGUCAAGGGCUUUUUUGCGCAAAACACCGAGGACCAUUGGAGCAGCGUCCAAGGGCAGUCCGCCGAGCCGAUCUUAACAAGCGUCAUCGGUUCCGCCACAGGUGCGCUUGCGUCCAUUACCGGCCGCAUGACACGCUCACAGACCGCGCAUGAGCGAAGCGGACCGGAGCGGCCACGCGGCUUGGUCGGUCUGCAGAACCUCGGAAAUACGUGCUUCAUGAACAGCGCACUGCAGUGCAUGAGCAACACCCUUGAGCUUCAGCAGUACUUCGUCUCGGGCGUGUACAAGCAAGAGCUCAACUCGGACAACCCGCUUGGCAUGGGCGGCGCGCUGGCCGAGGCGUUUGGCAGCCUGCUCGAGAAGAUCUGGUCGCCGAACACGCACGGCGCCAUCGUCCCGCGCGAGUUCAAGUACGCCGUUUCGCGCUUUGCUCCACAGUUUGCCGGUUACGGACAGCAGGACACGCAGGAGCUGCUGGCAUUCCUACUCGACGGGCUGCACGAGGACCUGAACCGCAUCCUGAAAAAGCCUUACAUCGAAGCGCCGGACUGGGAGGGCGGUGGAGAGAAGGAGAUGGUCGAGUUCGCGCGCAAGCAGUGGGAGAUCUACAAGGCUCGCAAUGACAGCGUCAUCGUCGAUCUGUUCCAGGGACAGUAUCGCAGUACGCUCGUCUGCCCCAAAUGCCAAAAGGUGUCGAUCAAGUUCGACCCUUUCAUGUACCUCACUCUGCCUAUUCCGAACCGCCGCAUGUGGACUGGAGAUAUCAAUUAUGUUCCCUAUGACCCAUCAAAGAGGCCGGUCAAGGUCACCUUGUCAGUGUUGCAAGACGCCUCCUUCAUGACUGUUAAGGCGAAACUGGCAGAGCUAUUCGCCACUGAUGCUGAAAAGCUGGUUGGUGCUGAGGUGUGGCAUGGCAACAUACACAAGUGGUACCACGACUGGGAGCACGUAACAGACAUUCAACGCAACGACACCGCGUACUUCUGGGAGCUUCCCACCGAAUUCACAUAUCCUCAGGUCAAAGGACAAUCCCUCUUCAGCCGUACCAGCACCCAGAAUCCAGAACAGUAUGAAAAGCAAGCGAUACCUCCGGCCGCCGAUGCUUGGGCCAUCCUUCCGGUGUUUUCGCAGGUUCAAGACAGCAACGAUCACCGCCGAGGGUUCCGAAGCUCAACGCUCGGUGUUCCAUUCUUUGUUGCUAUCCCAGCGGACAAGACGAGUGACCCUGAAGCGAUCAAUGACAUUGUGUCGCAGCAUUAUGUGCGUUUUGCUGAAGACCCGGACGCGUUGCAGAAAGCCUUGGUGCACAAUACUGCUGCUCAGCAACACGCGCCACAGGCUGAGGGAGAUGAUGUGGGCGUACAGCCACUGCAGAUCAGCGCUCAGCCUCCAGUCGCGGAUAGCGUUGCCGAAAUUCGCUUCUCCGACGACGACGCUCAAGAGCCGCAGGUUACAGAGUCGGCGCUUCCCCAAAUGGAAGCUGCACCAACAGAACCCGCGGAGGCGAUUGCUAGCACAGAUGCAGCACAGCCGAUGGAAGCGGAGAUCCAGCAGUCCACCCCGCCGAGCUUUGUGCUGCGCUUUGCAGCACGCAAGAUGACCGUACCACUCCCUCACGGUGUGGAGUCUUGGGACGACGACAGCCAGGCUCUCUUCGACCGAACUACGCACACGGACUCUGAUUGGCCAGCGGUCUACACGGGCGGGGCGGUUGUGUGCUUGUGGAAUCCAGAGGCAGCUGAGGCCUUGCUGACCAAGGCAUCAAACGACGUAUGGGGAGCGUACGAGGAACACGUGGACGAUUCGGUGGCUCAAUCCAAGGGCAAGAAUGGGCCGAAGAAGAAGCUUCACAUUGAAGACUGCCUGGACGAGUUUACGAAGAAAGAACAGCUCGGGAGCGACGAUCUAUGGUACUGUCCACAGUGCAAAGAGUUCCGACAGGCGACAAAGAAAUUUGACUUGUGGAAAGUGCCGGAUAUUUUGGUUGUGCACCUGAAGCGAUUCAGCGCCGGUCGUUAUUCUCGUGACAAGCUGGAUGACUUGGUCGACUUCCCUAUUCAAGGGCUGGAUUUGUCGCAUCGCGUCGAGGGUUCAAAGGUGGUCCAAAGAUUGGAAAAAUUAGGCUAUGAAUUGCCCGUAUCGACCAGCCGUGCUCAAACGCCUGAAGUCGAAGCGGAGGCAAAUGACGAUGCUGUAGCAGUUGACGCGCCGAUCUACGAUCUUUACGCCGUGGACAAUCACUACGGUGGGCUUGGAGGCGGGCAUUACACUGCUUAUGCAAAGAAUCACGCCAGCGGCAAGUGGUACUACUUUGAUGAUUCGAGCGUGCGCGAAGUAGGGCCAGAAGACUGCAAGACCUCUGCGGCGUACCUGCUCUUCUACAGGAGGCGCACGGCCAGACACAUCGGUGGCAAGACGCGUCAAAAGGUCGAUGGGAGUCUCAGCUCGCUUCCCGACAAAGAUGCACCUGGUCCUAGCAACAGUGCUCCAGAUCCCUCUCAACCUCCUGGUGGCUUCCCGGAGGCGGACGCCUCCGAGGACCCCUUUGAGGACGGGUCAAACGGCUGGAACUCUACGAUGCACCAUCUCCAAUUCGGCGGGCAGCAGUGGAUGACGGCAAGCCGGCAUUCCGCGUCGCGCCAGCUUCCUGACACUUCUUCCGCAGAAGACUUGCAGUUUGAUUCGAAAGGUUGGUGGCCUACCACCGUCAGCUCUUCCGGAGAGGAAUCAUCUGGGCACAUGAGUGCGUUCGACUCGAGCGAGGAAGGGCUGUAUGGCCUUUCGCCACCCAGUUUCAGCACCGACUCUCGCCGUGCCUCACUGUCUGAAAUGGAGCAUUCCAACGCAGCUGCCUCUUCAGUGAAUCUAUGGCACAGUCGUAUUCAACACCAGCACCAGAUUCCUUACGCGUCGACGGCUGAGUUACAAAGCGAGAUGCUUGGGAAUUGGCAUGGUCUGGGUGGAGCCCAGGGUUUGGAGGCAUGAUGGAGCAUUGGACGCCACACCUUCAUGUACUCUUUUCCCAUUGCACACUCACUAGAGCGAUGGAAACAUUGUCUAUAGG